Symbiodinium natans is the source of this 2658-nucleotide messenger RNA. Lineage: Eukaryota; Dinophyceae; Suessiales; Symbiodiniaceae. The record is from the annotation of a GenBank genome assembly.
AUGGCGCCUGGUCGAGUCCGUAUUGGGCUCUGUGGCUUCGGCACAAUUGCUGCGCUCCUGGCCGCGGUCGUGACCGCGAGCAAGCGCUCCCAAGGAGAGCAGUGUGAAAGCGACGUGCAGGACCUGAUUCAGACAAAGGCUGUUGGGCCGGGUCUCGACCACCCGAUGUCUGAGAGUGAUCUGGCUGGUACCACCAAUCCAGCAGCGGAGCUGGAGACCGUGUCCGUCCAGUACUCUCUGGUCGAUGACGAUGGCAAGGAGCUGUUCCACUCGCACCCGAGCCUGUUGCAAACGCUGAGCCAGCAGCACGUGGGCGAUGCGCGCACGUCAACCUUGAGGCUUCGCUUCAAAGCUUUCGGGCACGGCGUGGAUGUGACGAUGAAGAAGGGCCCCUCGCCAAUGGCUCGAGAUGUCAAGAUCAGCGCCGCCGACGACCACGGUUAUCAUACGUAUCCAUUGGUGAGGGAGCGCUCCAUUUUCGAAGGGCCAGGUGCGGCCUUGACCAGUGUCGGGUCUUCCUUGAAGGGCCUCAUUCGACGUGGCGAUACCUUCUUUGACCUGGAACUACCCCGAAAUGGCUCGCUGCUGACCGUCAAAACCGGGAGAUUGGAGAAAGACUACCUCAAGCAGGCGACCUCUCUCCUUUCCACGAAUGCGACGCAGCCUCUGCCAAAGAGGUGGAAGGAGUGCUACACGGGUGAUGACCAGACGAAAGCUCUGGGGCAUGGUAUCGUGAUCGGCUCGAAGCUCUAUUCGCGCUUUGCCAACGAGGAUGAGGCGGUCGACUAUAUCAUCUUGUUGUUCACCGAAGCCAACUUGAUCUACAAGCCGCAGAUGAACUUUGUGCUGGUGUGCAAGGACCUCCACCUGCAAAAGACUCAUCAUGGGGCUGAGCCCUGGGAUGCAGGACCCCAGUGCAGCUUGACCAUCAGCCAGCAGCUGGAUAAGUUCAAGCUUUGGGACCCUCCAAGAGCACAUGGCCUCUGGACGCUACUCGAUGACUGCUUCGACAUCGCCCAAGGAGGCACCAUCGGCCUGGCCUAUGUCGGCACAAUAUGCAUGAUGCACAAGAGUUGGGGAUCCUGGCCGAAUGUCGGGGUCGUCUGGUACUCCGAGCGCACCUGGAAGACCUUCGCUCAUGAAGUUGGGCACAACUUCGGAGGCCAUCAUUCUUUUGAGUAUGGCCAGGGAAAGACUGGUGGAAUCAUGGACUACGGCGAUGGCACGUUGAACGGUGUCUUCCAGUUCAACACGCAGUUUCGAAAGAAGGAAAUUUGUGAGACGAUCGACCGUGUCGUCGGCAAGUGCAAAGCAAUCUGGGACUACAGCUCCAAGUGCGGCAACCGAAUUCUCACCGACAACGAGGACUGUGAAUGUGACGCGGGAGUCACCUCUUGCAAGUUUUGCAACAACUGCCUGCUGGAUGCCAAUGCCGAGUGCACGCCGGAAGGGAUGGGAGUAAAGUCCGUUGGACUCGGGGUGGCCAGCGGGGCCUGCUGCACCGGUGAGGGCAAGUUCAAACCCCACGGAACUGCUUGCCAGGUUCCCGGGGUCGAAGAUGGCUUCUGCACGGCUGGCUUGUGCAUCCCAGCGCGCUGUCAGUCAUAUUCCUUCGUCGGGGAUUUUUGUGGUAUCAACGAGGCGAACCAAUGCAAGUUCAAGUGCAAGGACUCGCAGACCGGUGCCUGUGCCACGAUGGAUGGCUGGCUCGUUAGCGGAAAGCCCGCUAACCACGUGCUCGACCAGAUCCCUUGCACGUUCUCAGAAGAAGGGGACGGCAUCUGCAUGUCUGGAGACUGCAUGCCAAAGUGGUCGGGCUGCGGCAACGGAUUGAAGGAGGCCGAUGAGGAGUGCGAAUGCGCCAAACCGGGGGAGACGUCCUGCAAAUAUUGCAAAGACUGCAAGCUUGAGAAGGGCAAGCAGUGCACACCAGACGGCAAAGACGCGCAGUGCUGCGGAGCAUUGGGCAUGUUCAAGCCUGCUGGAACAAUGGUCAUGCAAAGCAACGGCUAUCACGGAUUCUGCUUUGCAGGCACCACUCACGGCACCAAAUGCGAGCAACUGGCUUCGGCAUACAAGCCAACCUGGGGCGACUUCUGUGGGCUGCAGGAUAAUCCUUGCUUGUUCAAGUGCGUGUACUCGGGUACCUGCUCGACUCUCCCUGGAUGGACCCUGAACAACGCCCCUUUGAACCAGCUGCCGGAUGGGACCCCGUGUGAGCUGGAAUCCCGCGUCGGAUCCUGCAACGCUGGAACAUGCAUCCUCCCCCCGCCGACGACAACUUCGACGAGUGAACCUUCCGGCCCAGGCGAAGUUGACGUGGACCUACCAACCGACAACGAGGGCACAACAGAGGAGCCGACAGAGGAGCCGACCGAGGAGCCGACCGAGGGGCCAACCGAGGCGCCAACGGCAGAGCCGACGGAGGCGCCGACGGAGGCGCCGACCGAGGCGCCCACCGAGGCGCCAACGGAGCCACCCUCUGCGGGGCCGCCCUGCAACCAGGUCAAGGCCGUUGGCUCCUUUACGUGCCAGCUCCUGCAUGACAGAUCCAAAAUGAGCUAUGCUGCCAUUGAUGCGACGUAUGGCAGCAAAUGUUCUGGUUGCCAGGACGCCACCAUGGGCAGCAAAGUGCAACCGGCAUUUCAGUUGCAGUAG